GCGUAUGCGAGCCGCCCUGCGCUUCUCCAGCCUGCUCUCCCGCCCAUCACCCUGCAUGGCCCUGGCCGCAAAACGGCAGAAGAUGGACGCUGCAAUCCCCUCCAAUGGCGGCCUGAAAAUCGGCACACACAGCGGGAGCUUCCACUGCGACGAGGCGCUGGGCGCCUUCCUGCUCAAGCAGACUGCCAAGUUUGCGGGCGCCCAGGUGGUCAGGACGCGAGAACCGGAAGUCAUCAAGACGCUGGAUGUGGUGAUCGACGUCGGGGGCGUGUACGAGCCAGAGGCGCAGCGGUUUGACCACCACCAGCGCGGCUUCGGAGAGGUGUUCGGCCACGGCUUCAACACCAAGCUGUCAAGCGCGGGCCUGGUGUACAAGCACUAUGGGCGUGAGAUUGUGGCAUCCGCCAUGCAGCUGCCGGCUGACCAUGCCGACGUGGAGGCUGUGUAUCUGGCGGUGUACAAAAACUUCAUGGAGGCGAUCGAUGCCAUCGACAAUGGCGUCAACCAGUGGGACAGCGAGGGUCCGCCCAAGUAUGUCAACAACACCCACCUGUCGGCGAGGGUGGGGCGCCUGAACCCAGACUGGAAUGAGGACGCCUCGGAGGCGGCCACGAUGCGGCAGUUCCAGGCGGCCAUGGAGCUGACGGGGAGGGAGUUCACAGAGGCGGUACAGUACUACGCCAGGUCCUGGCUGCCGGCGCGGACGCAUGUGAAGGAGGCCCUGGAGCAGCGCGCGCAGGUGCACCCCUCAGGGCGCAUCAUGAAGCUGAACACCUUCUGCCCCUGGAAGGAGCACCUGUACGUGCUGGAGGAGGAGAUGGGCGUGGCAGGGGAGGUGCUGUACUGCCUGUACGAGGACGACCGUGAGAAGAAGUGGCGGAUUCAGGCGGUGGGGGUGGCCCCCGGCAGCUUUGACAGCCGCAAGGCGCUGCCCGUGGCGUGGCGGGGCCUGCGGGAUGCGGAGCUCAGCGCCGCCACCGGCGUGCCGGGCGGCGUGUUUGUGCACGCCUCUGGCUUCAUCGGCGGCUGCAGCACGCUGGAGGGGGCGGUGGCCAUGGCGACCCUGGCGUUGGACAUGGAGUGAGGGGGGGCAGGCAGGCUGCAGCUCAGGCCUGGCUGGCAGCGGCGGCCGUUGCCUGGAGCGGAGCAGCUUGACGCGGCGCUGCUCUUUAGUGCAGCAGAGAUGGGAUGCGUUGCAUUUCGCCACGGUUUGCAUGACGCCGCCUAUACUGACAUUCUUUGGUGUGAAUGGCUCAAGGCGCUU
This is a messenger RNA of Chlorella variabilis, 1264 nucleotides long. RefSeq lists its product as hypothetical. Bases 5 to 1084 code for a protein of 359 amino acids. The record is from RefSeq and is a predicted model, not a curated record. Gene Ontology annotation, cellular component: nucleus; cytoplasm. The transcript is spliced from 10 exons. NCBI's taxonomy places the organism in Eukaryota, Viridiplantae, Chlorophyta, Trebouxiophyceae, Chlorellales, Chlorellaceae.